AUGGAGCGGCCUAGCUCAGGGCCCAAGAGCCUCUUCCCCAAGGGCCCGAGCUUCACCUUGGAGACCUUUUCGAGCAAGGACUUUAUUGUCCGAGACUUUGUAGACAGCCUCGCCGAGAGCGCCGUCCCAGCCAACCGUCGCUCCGGCCCCGCGCAAGCAGCUUUCGACUCGAAGCCUUUGAUCCGCACCUUCGAAAAUGCCCUAUCGCAGCUCGCAUCUCUCGGCGACGAACUCCAAGAGAAAGAAUCCGAACUCCUCUCCCAGGUCCGGAGGGCCGAGAUCCAGCACGACCAGACUCUCGACACCCUUGGCGAGAAACUCGACCAGUCCAUGAGCUCCUUCGAAGCCCUUGACGUUUCGCUCAACUCGGGAGGCAUCAACGUGCCCGACUCCAACGGCAGGUCCGAUGGCGGGGGGAACGUCGCCGUGCAAAUUGGCGAAAAGCUCGAGGAGCUGGAUCGGAAGCGACGGCGAGCACAGGAUGCCAUCUUCCUCAUACAAUGCUGGACGGAAGUCAGCGAAACAGGCCAGCUCACCUCCCUCGACGGCAUCCAGCGACAGGGAGGCGCUGACAACAAGGUUCGGUGCGCCGUCAUCGCCCGCCAGCUGAUGCGCAUUAGCCAGCAGCUCGAUCCCGCUUCCUGGGGACACGCCAAUGGCCAGCGGAAUGGGGCUGCCGACGGCUUGAACAAAGCUCACAACACCCGUGAGAUAUUGGAGAAGUUCUGUGAGACCCUGGAGCAGGACCUUCUCAAGCAGUUCAACAACAGCUAUAGACGACAAAACUUUGAUGACAUGUCGGAAUGCGCAAAGGUCCUGUACGACUUCAACGGCGGCGCCAGCGUCAUCGCCGUCUUUGUCAACCAGCACCAGUUCUUCAUCGACCGAGACCAGCUCAUGAGCGACGAGGUGACGGCCGACGGCGAGAUGUGGGAAGCCCUGGCAGACCCUGACGCGGAUCCGCCCGGGGUCGAGGCAAGCCUCCAGUCACUCGUCGACGAAGUCAAAAUAGUCAUGCAAGAAGAGUCCUUCAUCAUCAGGCGGGCCUUUCCCUACUACGAGACUGUCCUCGUCAAGUUUAUCCAGCGAGUCUUCCAGCAAUCCAUUCAGCAACGCCUCGAAAAAGUCCUUGACAAGGCCGAGACGAUUUCCGCCCUGGCCUUCUUGAGAUCCCUUCACUCGUCGAGAAGCUACAUCAGCUCCCUCAUCGAAGACCUGAAGACGCAUGGCCUGACGGAGAACCCAGAGCCUUGCUCGGCGCAGAUCGCGCAAGCCCUCGACCAGCAGAUGGACGAGCUGUUCGUCCCCUACUUGGUCGGAACGACGUACAUUGAACGCGAAAAGAAGAGCUUGGAGGAAAUGUACAGCUCCCUGCUCUUCAGGUUCACGAUAUACCACUCGCGGCGGAAAAAAAUGCCCACGGGCUUCAUGGCCUCUCUGGCCCAACAGGGAACCCAGCUCAUGGCCUCGGCCAAGGAUGCCUAUUUGGAGCGGCUCGAGUCUUCGGACCUGACGCCGACGCAGAAGAGGCUCAUGCUGCGACUAGGCGGUCUUCAAGACAAGGAAAACAAAAACGAGAUUGAGGUAUCGGAAGAAGACGGCGCCUUGAGCGUUGAAAGCGCCAAGAGAAUGCUCAAGUGGCUCGCCGAGAGCGUGCAACGGACCCUGGAGCUCGGCUUGCGGGCCGAAACGCCCAAAGACAUGAACGUAUUCCUGAACCUACUGCUCACGAGCAUGGGACAGGUCUACAUUGAGACUGCGCUCGACGCAGCGCACAUGCAGGCCACCAUGCUAGAGAACGCAAAAACGGAGCCCGAUCUGUCCUUCCUGCCCGACGUGCGGCCGGCGGUCACCGUGUCGUCCAUUAUGGAGCGGUUCAUCAGGAUCGUGCUCAUCCGCCUGGCCGAGUCGAACACGACAGUGCGCAAGAGCAUGGAGGCGCAGAAGAAGACGGCCCUCGACUCGAUCGAAAGGAAGACCAACACCGUCUUGAAGGUGUCGCUCGACGUCAUCACCAACUGGACGUCCAAGUCUCUGAGCGGCCAGAAGAAGCAGGACUUUCGACCAAAGGAUGCGGAGCUCGAGUUUCUUCAGACUCCGACGUGCCUGAGCAUCUGCACGUUUCUCGGCCGCGCGAGCAAGCACGCGGGCAACGCCAUUGACGGGCAAAACGCCGAAAAGUUCUUUAGCGAGCUGGCCCUUGCGAUCCACCAGCUGCUGUUCGAUCACUUCAAAAAGUUCCAAGUCAACGCCACGGGCGGCCUCAUGGUCACCCAGGACAUCGCCAAGUACGUCGCCACCAUGAGGGACUGGCCGCUCAGCAAGGACGUGGCGGCAGCCGUGGAGCAGCUGACCGAGAUUGGGUCGCUCUUCAUCGUCGGGCCGGAGGCGCUGCGGGAGAAGUCGAGGACGCUGGCGCCGGGGCAGACUGGGGCCAGGGGGAAGCUGUCCAAGGCCGAUUUCCGGGCGUUUGUGCAGCGACGUGACGAUUCGGGGUCGGUGGGCAUUCAGGGCGUCCUGGCCGGGCUGUGA
Messenger RNA from Hirsutella rhossiliensis, 2532 nucleotides. Its product is annotated as exocyst complex component sec10 domain-containing protein. The coding region runs from base 1 to 2532 and encodes 843 amino acids. The transcript is spliced from 2 exons. Gene Ontology annotation, cellular component: cytoplasm; exocyst. Gene Ontology annotation, biological process: exocytosis; Golgi to plasma membrane transport. The record is from RefSeq and is a predicted model, not a curated record. Lineage: Eukaryota; Fungi; Ascomycota; Sordariomycetes; Hypocreales; Ophiocordycipitaceae.